Molecule: messenger RNA, 888 nt
Organism: Zasmidium cellare ATCC 36951
Lineage: Eukaryota; Fungi; Ascomycota; Dothideomycetes; Mycosphaerellales; Mycosphaerellaceae
Exons: 2
Coding region: 1-888 (295 amino acids)
Biological process (GO): exonucleolytic trimming to generate mature 3'-end of 5.8S rRNA from tricistronic rRNA transcript (SSU-rRNA, 5.8S rRNA, LSU-rRNA); nuclear polyadenylation-dependent mRNA catabolic process; U1 snRNA 3'-end processing
Cellular component (GO): nuclear exosome (RNase complex); cytoplasmic exosome (RNase complex)
Source: RefSeq, a predicted model, not a curated record
AUGCCACGCGAAGCAGAUCCCUCCAACAACGAGCGCGAAUUCGUGCUAUCGGCGCUCCGUGAGAAUGUUCGUCUGGAUGGCCGCGCUUUCGACCAGUUCCGGGAGGUGGAGCUGGCAUUUGGAGAAGAGUAUGGUGUCGCCGACGUGCGCAUAGGCAAGACGAGGGUCAUGGUCAAGGUCGCCGCCGAGGUCGUCACCCCGUAUUCCGACAGGAAGUUCGACGGAAUCUUCACCAUCUCCACCGAGCUCAGCCCAAUCGCGAGUCCCGCAUUCGAAGUGGGGAGACAAGACCAAACCGAAAUUCUCCUCUCGCGCCUCCUUGAGAAGACCAUUCGCCGUUCAGGUGCUUUGGAUACCGAGAGCUUGUGCAUCAUUGCUGGGCAGAAGUGCUUUCACAUCAGGGCAGAUGUCCAUGUAUUAGACUACGAUGGGAACAUCGCAGACUCCAGCUGCACUGCACUUGUGGCUGCCCUCAUGCAUUUCAGACGACCAGACGUAGAGGUCCAUGGUGAAGACGUGACAGUGUUCGGUCUGAGAGAACGCGAGCCGAUCAAGCUUCAAAUGCAGCACCAACCGUUCUGCAUCACUACCAGCUACUUCGAUGGAGGAGAGAUCAUGCUGCAUGAUGCCUCACUUCUGGAGGAACAAUGCCGGGAAGGACAAGUCAUCAUAUCGAUCAACCGCUUCGGCGAGGUCUGCCAGAUCUCCAAGUACGGCGGUCCCCCAAUCGAUGGACUCAGUGUCCUGACCUGUACGAACAUGGCGCUGGAGAAGGCGAAGAUGUUGGACAACGUGGUCAAGAUGAAGCUGGAGGAGGAUGAGAACAAGAGAGACAAGGGAGGGUUGAUGGCUGAGUUGAGGGCGGACAAUGAGCGAGAGCAGGGCUGA